AUGGCCAUGUUCAGACUACAGCACCUACCCAGCAUCCUCCCUCAUAUCCGCUUCAACCUGCUGACCUCAGACGACACGGCAGCCAUCUUGGAACACCCCCUGGUCAGGGAGGAUCCUGGGAGUUCUGAGGUCAUCAGGGAUGUGGUACAGAAAGAGAACCCUAACCUGAAGCCGAGGCUUGGGAUGACCACGGAGAUGGUUCUGCUAUCCAAUGCAAAUUCCAGUGAUCUCCUCUUCAUGAACCCUCAGGAAGGGAAGUACAUCACCUGCAGUUAUAAUUGUAAACAAUUUACUGACGCCAUAGAUUUGACAGUCACCAGCGAUAACAACAUCUACAGACUGACUCGUAAGUUGGACAGUAGCAGACAGUUGUCCAUUUAUAAGUACAACCAUGCGGAGAAUGUGUGGGAAGAUACUUGUAUGUCCUUGGUGUCUACGUCGCUAAGAUUGGGAAACAAUUUCAAUUGCUACGAGGAACACCUUGUUGAAGUUGAUCAGUCUUUAUACUACCUUGCUGAGAAUAUAGAAGAAGGCACGAUGUUGAUGAGAAAGUACAACCAGCACACAGAUCAGUGGCAGGAGUGUUCACAGCUGCAAUUUGAAAAUACUACGGACUUCUACAGUGCAGCACUGUCCAGUGGUCCAUACCUCUAUUUCCUCACAAGCAUGGAGAUGUAUCGCUACGAACCGAGACAUGACCGUUGGUGCAAGCGGAGCCCAUCACCAGAACCAAAUCUUGAAAUCCGUUCAGCAGUUGUCAUGGGAACAGAGAUUUUCUGCACCGAUUUUGACUUCAGUCAGACUAUGGUAUACGACACAGAAUCAGACUGCUGGCAGAGACUGCAAGGUUGGCCAGACGCAGGGAACCGUGAGACUAGUGGUUCUCCCAGUCUUUUUGUUCUGGCGAACCAGCUGCACAUAUGGCUCACCUGUAGCUAUGAUCAUAAUGAGGAUGUAGAAGAACAUCUGGUAUAUGUGUAUGACAGGUCUGCUGAUACAUGGAGAGACUUGAAGGCCACUUUGCCAGAUAAGGAAUAUUUUUCGUAUGGUCGCCUGUGCUCUGUGGCGCGUAUAUACCUACCAUAUCUAGAAGUGCAGGAUAAGUACUAG
Molecule: messenger RNA, 1110 nt
Organism: Branchiostoma floridae (Florida lancelet)
Lineage: Eukaryota; Metazoa; Chordata; Leptocardii; Amphioxiformes; Branchiostomatidae
Exons: 3
Coding region: 1-1110 (369 amino acids)
Molecular function (GO): protein binding
Source: RefSeq, a predicted model, not a curated record